Molecule: messenger RNA, 1851 nt
Organism: Brassica rapa (field mustard)
Lineage: Eukaryota; Viridiplantae; Streptophyta; Magnoliopsida; Brassicales; Brassicaceae
Source: RefSeq, a predicted model, not a curated record
AUGGGUCUAAAUUAUGCUUUCAUGUGUCUAAACCAAAGAGCUGAUCCUCGUUAUGAGAGAGGUGCGUGGAAGUUUGUGAGGUGUGUUGGUGCAGAUUUAGCAGAGUGUGAGUUGAUCAUUUGCCCAUGCAUAGACUGUCGCAAUGUAGAUUGUCACUCAGCCGAUGUUGUUGUUGAUUAUCUAGUAAGUAGGGGAAUGGAUUUGAGUUACAAGCUGCGGGAGGAUCAGUAUCAUCAUGGAGAAGUAAUAUCAGGGCUGACUGUAGAAACAAUGCAAUGUGAUCUAAGUGAGGUUGCUGAAUGUGAAGAUAAGGAAGAAGAUGAGUUUCUUGCAAAGCUAGCAGAUGCAGAGACAUCUCUGUAUCUAAGUUGUGCUAACCACAGCAAGGUGUCGGCGAUAGUUUCACUCUUUAGGAUAAAGACACAAAGUGGUUGGUCUGAUAUAAGCUUCGAUCUUUUGCUGGAGAUUUUGCCACAGAUGCUACCCGAGGAGAAUGUCUUGCACACAUCCUUGUACGAAGUGAAAAGGUUUCUGAAAUCUUUUGACAUGGGCUAUGAGAAGAUACACGCUUGUGUGAACGACUGUUGUCUGUUCAGAAAGGAGUUUGAGAAGCUAGACAACUGUCCGAAAUGCAAUGCUUCAAGAUGGAAGAUUAACAUGCGCACAUGUGAUGUGAAGAAAGGUAUUCCACAGAAAGUUCUGAGAUAUUUUCCGAUAAUUCCACGUCUGAAGAGGAUGUUCAGGUCAGAGGAAAUGGCGAAGGACUUAAGGUUGCAUUUUAGUAACAAGAGCACUGAUGGAAAAAGCAGACAUCGAGUAGAUUCUGUUACUUUGCAUCAAAUGAAUGACAAAUACCCGUUAUUUGCUGCUGAAGAAAGGAAUCUUAGGGUUGGACUGUCCACUGAUGGGUUCAAUCAUUUUAACAUGAAGAAUGUGAACUACAGUGCUUGGCCGGUUUUGCUAGUGAAUUACAACAUGUCACCUGAGAAGUGUAUGAAGGAGGAGAACAUCAUGUUGUCAUUGCUGAUUUCUGGUCCAACCCAACCUGGAAAAAAUAUUGAUGUGUACUUAGAACCACUUAUAGAGGAUCUAAACCAUCUGUGGGAGCAAGGAGAGGUCACAUAUGAUGCAUUCAGUCAAACCACUUUCAAGUUAAGAGCAAUGCUUCUCUGGACCAUUCAGGAUUUUCCUGCGUAUGGAAAUCUUGCAGGGUGUAAGGAACUCCCGGGUAAACACAAUUUAGACGUGAUGCACGUCGACAGAAAUAUUGCUGCAAGCCUUAUCGCAACGUUGCCGCAUUGUGGAAAAUCAAAAGAUGAACUUAACGCUCGAAAAGAUCUUGAACUGCUUGGCAUUAGGAAGGAUUUACAUCCUCAACCCCGUGGGAAAAUAACUUACCUUCCUCCAGCGCCUUGGUCUUUGUCUAGCAAGGAGAAGAAAUUAUUCUGCAAGCAUCUAUCUGAAUUUCGUGGUCCGGAUGGUUACUGCUCAAAUAUAUCAAGGUGUGUGAAGAUGGAGGAAUGUAAGAUAUCAGGAAUGAAAUCACAUGAUUACCAUGUGUUGAUGCAACAGCUUCUUCCGGUUGCGAUUAGAGGGCUAUUACCUACAGGUGUUAGGAUAGCUAUGGGACGCCUGUACAUGAAAGUGCUGAAAGACUUCGUAAGAAACCCUGCAAGACCAGAGAGUUGUAUUGCUGAAGCGUAUCUCGCAGAGGAAUGCGUUAGGUUCUUCAGUGUGUUCUUCAAAAAGACAACAAGUUAUGAGGAGAAACCUGAAAGGAAUACUGAGUUCGAGAGCAGCUCUAUUCUGGAGGGACGUCCAAUAUCCGCAGGCACCGAUUGUUCUUUCUGA